This is a messenger RNA of Aedes aegypti (yellow fever mosquito), 2106 nucleotides long. RefSeq names its product T-complex protein 1 subunit beta (gene CCT2). The record is from RefSeq and is a predicted model, not a curated record. Gene Ontology annotation, molecular function: ATP hydrolysis activity; ATP binding; ATP-dependent protein folding chaperone. Bases 153 to 1757 code for a protein of 534 amino acids. The transcript is spliced from 3 exons. Gene Ontology annotation, biological process: protein folding. Gene Ontology annotation, cellular component: cytosol; chaperonin-containing T-complex. NCBI's taxonomy places the organism in Eukaryota, Metazoa, Arthropoda, Insecta, Diptera, Culicidae.
AGCCGCGACUCGCGGCCCUCGAGCUCAUCACCUGUCAAAGUUCAGUUUUUCUCUGCCUCUGCUCGCUCGUCCAAAGCGUAAAAAGAUCCAUUCCCGUUUUCAGUGGUAGUGUGACGAUUGUGCGACAGUUUUUGCUAAAUUAAUCCAGAAAAAUGGUCUCCCUGAACCCGGUCCGUAUCCUGAAGAAUGAAGCCGAGGAGGAGAAGGGCGAAAUUGCCCGGCUGUCGUCGUUUGUGGGUGCGAUCGCCAUCGGAGAUCUCGUCAAGAGCACACUGGGCCCCAAGGGAAUGGACAAAAUCCUGGUCGCUCACGGGCGCAGUGCCGGACAGGUCGAGGUUACCAACGACGGAGCCACGAUUCUGAAGGCCGUUGGCGUGGACAACCCGGCGGCGAAGAUUCUGGUCGACAUGAGUCGCGUGCAGGACGAUGAGGUUGGGGAUGGAACCACCUCGGUCACAGUUUUCGCCUCGGAACUGCUCCGUGAGGCCGAGAAGCUGAUCGAGCAAAAGUUGCACCCUCAGACGAUCAUUGCCGGAUGGCGCGCGGCCACCCAAGCUGCCAGGUCCGCCCUGAUUGCCGCCGCUCAGGACAAUUCACAGAACGUGGACAAGUUCCGGGAGGAUCUGAUGAAUAUUGCUCGCACGACGCUCAGUUCCAAGAUUCUGUCGCAGCACAAGGAAUACUUCGCCAAGCUGGCCGUCGAUGCCGUAAUGCGCCUGAAGGGAUCCGGCGAAAUGACAGCUAUCCAGUUGAUCAAGAAAACCGGUGGCACCUUGGAGGAAUCGUUCCUGGAUGAGGGAUUCUUGCUGGACAAGAAACCCGGUGUCCAUCAGCCGAAGCGCGUGGAGAAUGCCAAGAUCCUGAUCGCCAACACUCCCAUGGACACGGACAAGAUCAAGGUGUUCGGUUCCAGCAUCAAGGUCGAUUCCAUGGCCAAGAUCGCCGAGUUGGAGGUCGCCGAGAAGGAGAAGAUGAAGGACAAGGUCAACAAGAUCCUGAGCCACAACUGCAACGUGUUCAUCAACCGUCAGCUGAUCUACAACUACCCGGAGCAGCUGUUUGCCGAUGCCGGCGUGAUGGCCAUCGAGCAUGCCGAUUUCGAUGGAAUUGAGCGCUUGGCUCUGGUGACCGGCGGUGAAAUCGUGUCCACCUUCGACAAUCCCGAUCUGGUCAAGAUGGGUCGUUGCGAUCUGAUCGAGCAGAUAAUGAUCGGAGAGGACACGCUGCUGCGCUUCAGUGGAGUCCCGUUGGGAGAGGCUUGCACGAUCGUGAUCCGCGGAGCCACCCAGCAGAUCAUCGACGAGGCGGAACGUUCGCUGCAUGACGCCCUGUGCGUUUUGACCGCGACCGUUAAGGAGACUCGCGUCAUCUAUGGCGGAGGUUGCUCGGAAACGCUGAUGGCCACAGCCGUCUACAAGCUGGCUGCCGAAACACCCGGCAAGGAAGCCAUGGCCAUUGAAGCGUUUGCCCGUGCCUUGCUCCAACUUCCGACGACAAUCGCCGACAACGCCGGAUACGAUUCCGCCCAGCUGGUGUCGGAACUCCGUGCCGGACAUUCCCAGGGUAAGAACACCCUCGGAUUGAACAUGUACGAAGGUAAGGUCGGCUGCAUGAAGGAACUGGGCAUCACCGAAUCGUUUGCCGUCAAGCGACAGGUGCUGAUGUCCGCCUCGGAAGCCGCGGAAAUGAUUCUACGUGUGGACAACAUCAUCAAGUGCGCGCCCAGGAAGCGUGUCCCAGAUCGUGGAUACUGCUAAACAGUUUACCUAUUAGUUACUCUUAUAAUCGCGCAUUUUGUAUCACUCACAUUGUAGUACUUCACGCUACCGAGCCUAUCUAUAUGUUUAAUCGUUCAUACACACGGAACAUCUCAGCUUAUUUCUUUUUUUUUUGUUCGAUAAGAAAGCACACAGAUCAAGCAAAUCAUGUUUUUUCUCGCCCUAACUUAAAAAUAUGGCCGCACCCAAAACCCUUAAACUUCCGUUUGGGGACACUUGCUUGCAAUGGACCGCAAACGAAACGCUAUGCCCGUUUCGAAGUUUAGAUAUGACCCUGAAAUAACAUUUUACAAACGUAAUAAAGGUCAGACUCACUCAUACCAAUUCA